UGCAGCGCUGCCGGCGCGGCCCUCACAGAGCAGCGUUGAGUCUGCGGAGGCAUGCGCUGAGGCCAACGUCUCGUUCACGAAUGUCAGCCGAGCAUGACGAUGAGGCGCCCGAGGCGAGGCAGAGGCCGGCAAGGGCUGACUGCGGCGCAGCGUGGUGCUGCGAGGGAGGCGCGCCCGGCGGCGCAGAGGCAGAGAAGCGUCUCGGCCGGGCUCAAGCGCCGCGCGGCUGGCCUUCUUCGCGGCGCGCGCCUCGCUUCUGCGCCUUUCUUCCGCACCACAUCCUCCUCUCGCCCAUUCCGCGCCUCGUCAAUCCAUCGAUCACUUGCGCCCGCCGCGCUGUCCGCCUCUACUCCGUCUGCUCCUCCAUUCUUGUCCCGUCUCUCCGCGCUGCACACUUGUGAGCCUGAGCCGCUCGCAGGCGAGCGUUCGUGCCCGCGAGAUGCCUGUGCGCCCUCGCGCCACGCCCGGCUCGACGGCCGCAGCCCGCAGCCUCAAGUUUCUCCCCGUCUCGCCAUCUCGCCCCCUCGUUCUUGCCCCCUUCCUUCCUCUCCCCUCCCAUCAUGCUGCCUAUUCAACACGCAGCGCCCUCAAUGCGCAUGUGGAUGUGGGAAAAGCAGCAGAGAGCAGCCCGCCCUUUCGAGGGCGGGGGCAUGUCCAAUACAUAUUAUGCCGGGCUGUGGACACCCACACGCUCGGCACAAGAAGCGGCACCCACAUUCUUUCUCCUGCUCUUCUUCUUGUCGCUCUGGCCGCGUGUACCGUACCGUACUGCAAUCAGAUCAGCUCUUCAUCCUGCGACAGACGCGACCAUCAGCGACACGCGUGACUGGCUCUAGGCAGCAUAGUGUAGAAUUGCGGGUGACGGUGGAAAGGCAAGGAUUGUGGGCAGAGAGGAAGGUCGUGAAGCGGGCGAAGGCGAAGCGGCAGGACGUGACGGUGGUGGUGGUACAGGUGUUCUACAGGCGUGACGGGUGGGAGGGCAGCGCAGCGUGGUGAGGCAGCAGUGCGCGCAGGCGUGGGUGAGGUCGUGAAGAGCGCAGUGGUCGCUUGAGAACGGAGCUCGCUCGAGAGCAACAGCUCGUCACCGCCGCUGGUUGUCGACACGCACAGCGCUCAGCACGCUCGUGAUGGAGCUCGCGAUGCGGCCGUUCGGAUCAACGGCGCGACGCACGCGUCGCCAGCCCAGCUGCGCCUGUGCCGCACCCUUGGACAAGGGCCCCAGUGCG
Tilletiopsis washingtonensis is the source of this 1226-nucleotide messenger RNA. RefSeq lists its product as hypothetical. The record is from RefSeq and is a predicted model, not a curated record. Lineage: Eukaryota; Fungi; Basidiomycota; Exobasidiomycetes; Entylomatales. The transcript has a single exon. The coding region runs from base 94 to 996 and encodes 300 amino acids.